This is a messenger RNA of Solea senegalensis (Senegalese sole), 1961 nucleotides long. Its product is annotated as arf-GAP with dual PH domain-containing protein 2-like. Gene Ontology annotation, biological process: positive regulation of GTPase activity. The coding region runs from base 219 to 1373 and encodes 384 amino acids. Gene Ontology annotation, molecular function: phosphatidylinositol bisphosphate binding; GTPase activator activity. The transcript has 11 exons. The record is from RefSeq and is a predicted model, not a curated record. Gene Ontology annotation, cellular component: plasma membrane; intracellular membrane-bounded organelle. Lineage: Eukaryota; Metazoa; Chordata; Actinopteri; Pleuronectiformes; Soleidae.
UGUGGACCUCAGCGUUUGUGUGCAGAACAAUAACCUGCAUGAUGCUGUGCUUUAGGAGGAAAUGCUCUGCCACUGGUCAGUGAGCCGAAAUCAUGUUUUCCACCUGCUGAAGAGUGGAAGAGCCUUGCACCGCCACUUGUGUAGGUUCAAUAUGAAGUUAUUACAUAGUGGAUGUUUUGGUGGGAAUCAUUUCUAACGGAGGAAAACCACUUUCACUCAUGGCCAGUCUGGAAAGGAAUAACAAAAUCUUGCUUGAUUUGGUGCGACAGCCUGGUAACAACAUAUGUGCUGACUGUGGAGUUCCUGAGCCUGACUGGGCCUCCUACACGCUUGGUAUCUUUGUUUGCCUCAACUGCUCAGGGAUGCAUCGCAAUUUGCCCGAUGUCAGCAAAGUGAAAUCCAUACGUUUAGAUCACUGGGAAGAUUCACUAGUAGAGGUACAGUUUAUGCAAGAGAGGGGAAACUGUGCCGCCAGAGCCAUUUUUGAGAAGUGUGUCCCUGCCUUUUUCUACCGGCCGCAGCAAAAAGACUGCAUUGUUCUCAAGGAUCAGUGGAUUCGUGCAAAGUACGAAAGACGGGAAUUCACUGGGGAAAAUAACUACUAUCAGCAAGUUUAUCAGUCAGAUCUGUUUGAGACAACACUAUGGAAGAAGGGAAAAGACAACAAGCACUUUCUGAAGAGGAGCUUCCUCCUGUCCCGGAAAGACUUCACCCUCAGAUACUUCAUUAAGGGGGACUCCAAGGUUCCCAAAGCUGUCAUCAGCGUAAAUGACCUGAAUGCAGUUUUCCAGCCAGAGAAGGUGGGUCACGCUCACGGCCUGCAGAUCUCCUACCUGCAGGACAAACGUAUGAGGAAUCUGUUUGUUUACCAUGAGAAUGGGAAGGUCAUUGUAUCCCUAUUCAAUGCUUUACGGGCAACACGCCUGGCGUACCUCCAGAGGAAACAUCCCACUCUUCGAGACAAUGACUUAAUACCUCAGUUAACCAGACACUGUCUGAAGGAGGGAUACAUGGAGAAAACUGGCCCAACGCAACGAGAGCCGUUCAAGAAAAGAUGGUUCACGCUGUGCUCCAUGGACAGAAAGCUUCUGUAUUUCAAAACUCCACUGGACGCUACAGAGCUGGGCGCUGUCUUCAUUGGCACAGAAAGCCACGGCUACUCAGCGUCAGAGAGCAGCAGCGGCAGCAAGAGCACGAGGGGAGGCCGGCGGCACUGUGGCAUCAGCCUGCAGACUCCAGGCAGGCAGUUUGUGUUUCUGUGUGAACAGGAGCAAGAGCAGAGGGAGUGGCUGGAGGCUUUUAGAAAGGUCAUCUCUCAACCCAUGACCCCAGAGGACUACGCUAAUGAAGCCAACUUAAGAAGAGGAAAAUGAGCAAACACAUCAAAUACAAAAAGAGUCCAGGAUGCAAUGAAGAGAAUUGAACAGAAUGAUUGCCUCAUUUCCAAUAUGCUCUUACACCUGUUUGUGAGGACAAAGAAAAAUUAAUGGGAAGACAAUUCUUUAUUUGUCUCACUGUGCAGAAAUGUAUCAAAAAUCAGUAGCAUAUAAGAAAUAGGUAAUAAGUCAGGUAAAAGAAAAUUUACAACAAAAGAAACCAAAAAAAACUAGCAGGAAUAACAAUACAUACACUGGAUUGCAUGUAGCAGAUGUUGACAUAUCACAAAUAUUGCACAGUUAAAAUGAUUAAGACAGGGUCUCAAAACUGUGGUGCUUGUCGUUGAAGCAGCGCAGGUUGUACAGUGUGAGGGGAUAUUGUCCACUAUAUCAUAGAUCAUUUUUAAUGCACGUAAUUUGCUAUUGUUGUAGUAAUUUUGUAUUUUUUGUUGAAUUAUUAUGGACAUUUGUGAUUACAUACUGAGGUUAUGUCAGUCUUUUACACAAUGAUGCUUCACAGCUGUGUAUAAAAGCCAAACUGAAAACUGUUCACAAGUGGAAUAAAUUUGAUUCUUUGUCAACUGA